This is a messenger RNA of Heterostelium album PN500, 1917 nucleotides long. RefSeq lists its product as uncharacterized. Lineage: Eukaryota; Evosea; Eumycetozoa; Acytosteliales; Acytosteliaceae. Bases 1 to 1917 code for a protein of 638 amino acids. The transcript is spliced from 5 exons. The record is from RefSeq and is a predicted model, not a curated record.
AUGAAUAAUCAAACAAAUAAAAUAGUAAAUCUAUCACAUUUAAUAUUAAAUAAAAUAAUAAGUUGUUUAGAUGAUAACAUUGAUAUCAUUUGUUUCAGUUUAGUUUGUAAGAGAUGGUACAACGAUAGAGAUAAAUAUUUAAUAUUCAAUACUGAUAAUAUCAAUCUAUAUAUACCUAAUAACACUGAUAUCUAUCAAAAUAAUAAACAUUUCAACUUACCAUCAUAUCAUAAUAUCUUUAUGAAAUCAAUUCAAUCAAAAACUGAUUGUUCACUCCUAUUUAGUAAGAAAAAACAAUAUAGAUACGAUUAUCAUUAUGAUGAAGUUAGAGAGUUAAAUAGUAUUCCCAGUAAUGUUUCAAAGAUCGAUUAUGUAGCAGGUGACACGGAGUAUAUCUAUAGAUUAUUAUCGGAAUCACAAUCAGUAACAGUGUUGAAUGGAUGCUGCACAUUGAAAUAUGGAUUACCAAAGUCAAUCAAAUCACUAAAGUUCAAUGGGGAUUUCAAUGAACCACUUGUUAAAGGAUUACUUCCCAAUUCAUUGGAGGUGCUCGAAUUUAGUGGUCCAAUCAAACAAGAGAUCCCACCAGGUGUACUUCCAGAUGGUUUACGCACACUUAUUCUAAAACACUAUGAACAUGAGAUUCGAGCAGGUGUACUUCCAAAUGGUUUACGCAAACUUAUUCUAGAAAACUAUGAAUAUGAAAUUCGACCAGGUGUACUUCCAAAUAGUUUGCGCAAACUUACUCUAGAACCCUAUAAUUAUGAGAUUCCACCAGGUUUACUUCCAAAUGGUUUGCAGAGAAUCUAUCUAAUUGGCUAUCAAUAUGAACUUCAACAAGGUGUAUUACCAUCAUCUAUAAAGAAUUUAUUUCUUGCGAGUUACGAUGAUCCACUCAAUGAACAUUUAAACUAUUCAAUCGAUUCUACAACUUUGGAUGAAAAUGUGGAAGGCAGAUCAUGUUUACCAAUUUCAUGGUUACUAGCAAUAUCAUCACUUCCCAAUCUUCAAUCACUUGACAUUUAUUAUCCCAAGGACAGUCGACAUGAUACAACAAUAUUCAAUCUCAACUACCUCCCACCAAAUUUAGAAACACUAGAAAUUAGCCUACAUGGAAAAGAUCGAGUAUUAAGAGGAGCAAUUCCAACAUCAUUGAAAAUUAUCCGACUUGGUGAUUGUCAAUUUAAUAUCGAUGAAAUAUUCCCAGAAACUCAGCAAUAUCACCUGGAAGUUCUCGAUUAUGAAAAUUCCGGUAUUCUUCCAAUUCCAUCAAACGUAUCAAUCGAUAUUUUAAAAGUAUCUGGAGAAUCAAGUGAAUCAACGAUAUCUCUUCCAUCUCGAGUUAGAUCAUUCAAAUUAAAUAUGGAAUAUUUGGGUUUAAAAGAGAUGAUAACAGAUUUUGGGGGAGAUGAUAAUACUGAUCAAACAUGUUCAUUAAGAAAACUGCGUCUUCCAAAAUUCAUAGAUGGACUUCCUAUAUUUAAACUACCAAACACCAUUGAAAGUCUGGAUAUUGGUAGAAAUUAUCUCAACGAUAUAGUACAUUUGAUACCACCGACACUCAAUACUCUUGUCUUUACAAAUCAUUUUGCAAUCAAAUUAGACAUUCCAGAGACUAUCAAAUCGAUCACCAAUAUCAUUUAUAGGUUUAGGAAUAGUAAUGGAACAGAAUAUAAAAAUAAUGUUUAUGUUUUUGUGAUACCUCGCGAUAUACGCAACAAAACUGCAAAGAUACUCUGUGUGCCAACUAAGGAUAGAAGCAACCGAAACAAGGGAUCUACACGGGCGUGUUCCUCUAGAAGAUCUCAAACUGUCCCUGUAGUCUCUUCACCAGAUGUCGCACAAACUGUGCUUUGCAGUCAAACUCCUUUAUUAGUAAUCGAGUUUUUAAAUGCAUCAUUUCAAAUCACAAUUUAG